Messenger RNA from Prorocentrum cordatum, 570 nucleotides. NCBI's taxonomy places the organism in Eukaryota, Dinophyceae, Prorocentrales, Prorocentraceae. The record is from the annotation of a GenBank genome assembly.
AUGGAGACCGCCUCCGCGGCGCUCCUCGUCGCGGUCGCGUGCGCCGCGCUGUGCUUCAAGGACAAGCUCAUGCAGCUGUUGGGGCUGGACCACCAGGUGCUCGUGAACUGGAAGCUGCGCGACGCCCUCGGCUGCGUGGUCGGGACGCACUUCCGCCCCAUCGAGGUCAACAUCUGGAAAGUCGAGGACCUGCCCCCCGGCGACUUCUUCAGCGCGAACAACGUCUACGUGGAGAUGUACCUCGGGUACAACGAGGCCGUGCGGACCAGGGUGCACAACAACGCUGGCAACGGCUGCCUGCUUAAGGAGACGCUGCAGCUCAACUUCGACGAGGGCGACGAGGAGGAGACCCUGCACGUCUUCGUGCGGAGCCAGAGGCUGCUCGGCGUGUCCGACCUGGGCCGCGCAGAGGUCAGCGCCAAGGACCUGCGCGAGCUGAUACGCCGGAGCGGGGCCUCCGACAGGUUCUCCUGGGACAAGGGGUCGUUCUCCGACAGCACCCACGCCGUCCAGCUCAUCCCGAGGGGGACGCUCUACCUGCGUGCGUCCUACGUGCGGGACGAGGCGUGA